GAUGAAAAGAUGUUCGGAAAGAUGUUCCCAAUAAAUGCCAAAUAUUGAGAAUGGAGGAGUAGGUUUUGAAAAUUUCAUUCUAUUUGAUCCACUACUCUCACCAGUGUUCGUGGAAAUUGUGUGUGUUAUUAUUUGUACUUUUUGUGUUUCGAAGAAGGCGCUAGAGACCGAAGAAGAGAACAAAGAAAAGGACCCGGAGAGCGAUGCGAUUGCGGUGGUCGUGGUGGCGUUGCUACUGCUGCUCUGGGUUUAUCUCUCCCACGACGACGGCGUCCAAUGCACCGGAGCACGCGGCCGAAGGUCGUCGUCGUUGAUGGCCUUGCAAUUGCACAUGACUUGGCUGCCGAGUCUUCUCACUCAGAAGCGCAAGACCGAUCACCCUGUGGGCCUCAGGAACCUCGGCAACUCUUGCUACCUCAACAGCGUCCUCCAGUGUCUCACCUACACUCCUCCUCUUGCCAAUUUCUGUCUUCGAAACCAGCACUCUUCCCUCUGCGAUUCCGCUUCGGAGGAAAGGAAGCGGGACUGCCCUUUUUGUCUACUGGAGAAACGGAUUGUUCGUUCCUUGAGAGUGGAUCUCGCCCAAGACGCGCCGUUGAAGAUCCAGAGCUGUCUCAGGAUUUUUGCCGAGCACUUUCGUUGCGGUCGUCAGGAGGAUGCUCACGAGUUCCUGAGGUACGUUAUCGAUGCCUGCCACAACACCUGCCUUCGCCUCAAGAAGGUGAAGCGCAAGGUGGGUGAUACUGCUGUCAAUGGUAACGGCAGCAGUACUGUGGUUAAGGAGAUAUUUGGAGGAGCCUUGCAGAGCCAGGUGAAGUGUCUCUCUUGUGGCCACGAGUCCAAUAAGGUAGAUGAGAUUAUGGAUAUCAGUCUUGAUAUUUUGCAUAGCAAUUCGCUUAAAGAUGCUAUGCAAAAAUUCUUUCAGCCUGAGAUUUUAGAUGGGAAUAACAAGUACAAAUGUGACAAUUGCAAGAAAUUGGCGGCGGCUAAGAAGCAAAUGUCUAUACUUGAAGCCCCUAAUGUCCUCGUAAUACAACUUAAGAGAUUUGGGGGCAUAUUGGGGGGGAAGAUCGACAAGGCUGUUGCAUUUGAAGACAUUUUGGUGCUUUCUAGCUUCAUGUGCAAAGCAAGCCAGGAUCCAAUGCCAGAAUAUAGGCUCUUUGGUACUAUUGUCCAUUCUGGAUACUCCCCGGAAUCUGGCCAUUAUUAUGCUUAUAUAAAGGAUGCCAAGGGCCAAUGGUAUUGCUGUGAUGAUUCUUCUGUCUCACUUGCGACCCUCAAAGAAGUUUUGUCAGAAAAGGUUUACAUACUUUUUUUUUCUCGCACUAACCAAAGGCCAGUGCCAAUUAGAAAUGGUUUUGCUUCAAAUGGUUCAAGGUCUCAUCACAUUAAUGGAAGUCAGGCAUCUGAAUGUCCAAAAUCUGAUGCAUCACCAAAAGUAGUGCAUGCGAAAUCAAAUUCUCAACAAUCUUCUUGGAAGGACAUGUCCACCGUGCCCAAGACUGGUAAAGAGCUUUCUAGCCCACGAGUGAAGGUUGAUUUUAAUGGAAAUUCUACUUCCAAAAGAGGCCAUGAAAGUUUCAAUGCGAAAAUUGAUGUUCCGUUGAACCAGCCUGUAGUAAUUAAUGGACAUGCAAAAGACUCGGUUGGUUUGGAGAAUGUCAAGAAAGAUUCUUCAUCAAUCAGGAAUGGUUUUGAAAAAAAUAAAUUAGAUGUUGUUGACAACUUAAGAAGGAAGGAUUCAGUCUUAACAAAUAAAAACAGCAGUAUUCAGUCUGUUGAAAAAUAUCCCAGAAAGUCAGAUCUUGUGGAUGACACUGAGAGAAGCAGAGCAAUAUCAGGUAAAGGACCUGAUAACUAUAAGCUAGAAGGCAAUGGUCUCAACAAGCAGUCUAAAUCAUUGGAGAAUAAGAGGAAGGAACCAGUGGCUACCAGCAUUUUGCUUUCCCAUGAUGAUCAGUCUGAAGCAAGAGUUCAGGAACUGAAAGACAUGCUUGAAAAAGAGGCAAAGUCAGUUUUAAGAUCAUGCGGCUGGACAGAUAAGGUGUAUGGCUAUAUGUCUUCUAGAAAGAGGUUGUGCGCACCAAAAGUAGGGAAUUCAUCAAGUGAGGAUGAAAUAAAGAAGUUGCUAAUAAGCGAGGCCAAGGGAGCUUUUAUAUCACAGAUCCCUGAGUCAUUGAAAGAGUGUCUGAUUGAUCGUCUCCGAUUAUUUAGCAAAGAAAAGACACAACUUGGAAGACCGUGAUGAGAAGCAUGCUUGUUGGCAUACAUAUCUUGCUACCGGGCCUUGGUGUUCAUAGUAUGUAUUAUCUAUUGUCCUGGUGAUGUUGAGAUUCUUACUGGGAUGCUCAGUGGGGCAUCCUUAUACUCUGACUGUUCGGGCCUGUGCUGGCUGCAGCAGUAGGUUGUCAUUCAAGCCUUCCUUCACCCAAAAUUGACAUUGUUAUUCUAGAUGCUCCAUCAACAUAUUAAUGUAGCAGUUCAGAUAUGAAGUCUUCUUGCCAUGACUUCUCUUUCUUCAUGGAGGCUGUGCAGCACUAUUUUUUCGAGAGCAUUUUGGAGAUUUUAUUUUGUACGAUAUCUGUUUAGCCAUGUGUUAGCACGGAAUCCUUCUCUUUUUCUUGUAGAAUUGGUAAACAAAUUUUCCAUCCACGAAAAUGAGGGUUUGCUAUGUGCAUAACUUGUGGAUGCGUUCUAUUAACAAUAUAACUGUACACUUUGGUAAGAAUACACCAUUCACUAUGAAAAGGUGGCCCUGGCCUCCAAUAGUUUUCUGCCUCC
Neltuma alba is the source of this 2781-nucleotide messenger RNA. Its product is annotated as ubiquitin carboxyl-terminal hydrolase 25. The record is from RefSeq and is a predicted model, not a curated record. The transcript is spliced from 9 exons. Gene Ontology annotation, cellular component: cytosol; nucleus. Gene Ontology annotation, biological process: protein deubiquitination. Gene Ontology annotation, molecular function: cysteine-type deubiquitinase activity. The coding region runs from base 35 to 2245 and encodes 736 amino acids. Lineage: Eukaryota; Viridiplantae; Streptophyta; Magnoliopsida; Fabales; Fabaceae.